GAGAAGUCCAGCCCUUCUUCUAGUCAUGUGCUGCUGACUGCGCUGCUCUCAGUUCCCCGGCAGGUUCCUCUGGUGGUCUUCACUCUGUCAGCAUGAAGAGGAGGCUGCUGCUGGUGUCCAACUCCACUCUGCAUGGAGGAGGAUAUCUGGAGCACUGUCAGCAGCAGAUCUCUGACUUCUUCGGCAAGCAGGUGAAGAGGAUCCUGUUUGUCCCUUACGCUCUGCACAACCGCGACUCCUACACCAAAACUGCCCGAGACAAGCUGAAGACUCUGGGUUAUGAGGUGGACAGCGUUCACGAGGCUGCCGACCCGGUGGAGGCUGUUCGGAAUGCGGAGGGCAUUUUUAUUGGUGGUGGUAACACGUUUCGCCUGCUGAAAGCUCUCUAUGACCACAACCUAGUGACGGAGAUUAGGACAAGAGUCCUUCAGGACGGAGUUCCGUACAUGGGGUCAAGUGCGGGCAGUAAUGUGGCCACCUUCAGCAUCAACACCACUAACGACAUGCCCAUCGUUUACCCCCCAACCUUCUCAGCCAUCGGCCUGGUCCCGUUCAACAUUAACCCACACUACCUGGACCCGGACCCCAACAGCAGGCACAUGGGGGAGACGCGUGAGCAGAGGAUCGUUCAGUAUCACGAGGAGCUCGACACGCCGAGCGUCCUGGGUCUGAGGGAGGGCUCCAUGCUUCUGGUGGAGGGAAACAAAGCCACUCUGCUGGGCAGCACGAAGGCCAGACUGUUCCAAAGGGGGAAGCCGACCACUGAAUAUGACCCCGGGAGUGACCUGAGCUUCUUACUGACCAAUGCACAGUAACACAUCAGUAAACAGCAGCCUUUCUCUCUCUGAUGGAGUAUAAACAGCACUGUGUCACACAGUCAAUCACUGAAGUACAAACACAGUGUGUGUGUUUAUUAGAAGUGAUUUUCAUUUUUGUAAUAAAGGCCUAAACUGAA
Messenger RNA from Colossoma macropomum (tambaqui), 955 nucleotides. RefSeq lists its product as uncharacterized. The transcript is spliced from 8 exons. Gene Ontology annotation, molecular function: serine-type peptidase activity. The coding region runs from base 93 to 815 and encodes 240 amino acids. NCBI's taxonomy places the organism in Eukaryota, Metazoa, Chordata, Actinopteri, Characiformes, Serrasalmidae. The record is from RefSeq and is a predicted model, not a curated record. Gene Ontology annotation, biological process: proteolysis.